AGGCCAGGGCUCUGCUGGAGCAGGCAGCAGAGUGGACGCACAGUGACAUGGGCAACUUGAAGAGCGUGGCCCAGGAACCUGGGCCACCCUGUGGCCUGGGACUGGGGCUGGGCCUUGGGCUGUGCGGCAAGCAGGGCCCAGCCCCCUCAGCCCCUGAGCCCAGCCGGGCCCCGGCAUCCCUACCCCCGCCAGCACCAGAACACAGCCCCCCGAGCUCCCCGCUAACCCAGCCCCCGGAGGGGCCCAGGUUCCCUCGUGUGAAGAACUGGGAGGUGGGGAGCAUCGCCUACGACACCCUCAGUGCCCAGGCGCAGCAGGAUGGGCCCUGCACCCCAAGACGCUGCCUGGGCUCCCUGGUAUUUCCACGGAAACUACAGGGCCGGCCCUCCCCUGGCCCCCCGGCCCCUGAGCAGCUGCUGAGUCAGGCCCGGGACUUCAUCAACCAGUACUACAGCUCCAUCAGGAGGAGCGGCUCCCAGGCCCACGAACAGCGGCUUCAAGAGGUGGAAGCCGAGGUGGCAGCCACAGGCACCUACCAGCUUAGGGAGAGCGAGCUCGUGUUCGGGGCCAAGCAGGCCUGGCGCAACGCUCCCCGCUGUGUGGGCCGGAUCCAGUGGGGGAAGCUGCAGGUGUUCGAUGCCCGGGACUGCAGGUCUGCACAGGAAAUGUUCACCUACAUCUGCAACCACAUCAAAUACGCCACCAACCGGGGCAACCUUCGCUCGGCCAUCACAGUGUUCCCGCAGCGCUGCCCUGGCCGAGGAGACUUCCGAAUCUGGAACAGCCAGCUGGUGCGCUAUGCGGGCUACCGGCAGCAGGACGGCUCUGUGCGGGGGGACCCAGCCAACGUCGAGAUCACCGAGCUCUGCAUUCAGCAUGGCUGGACCCCAGGAAACGGUCGCUUUGACGUGCUGCCCCUGCUGCUGCAGGCCCCAGAUGAGCCCCCAGAACUCUUCCUUCUGCCCCCUGAGCUGGUCCUUGAGGUGCCCCUGGAGCACCCUACGCUGGAGUGGUUUGCAGCCCUGGGCCUGCGCUGGUACGCCCUCCCAGCAGUGUCCAACAUGCUGCUGGAAAUUGGGGGCCUGGAGUUCCCCGCAGCCCCCUUCAGUGGCUGGUACAUGAGCACUGAGAUCGGCACGAGGAACCUGUGUGACCCUCACCGCUACAACAUCCUGGAGGACGUGGCUGUCUGCAUGGACCUGGAUACCCGGACAACUUCAUCCCUAUGGAAAGACAAGGCAGCGGUGGAAAUCAACGUGGCCGUGCUGCACAGUUACCAGCUGGCCAAAGUCACCAUUGUGGACCACCACGCCGCCACAGCCUCCUUCAUGAAGCACCUGGAGAAUGAGCAGAAGGCCAGGGGGGGCUGCCCUGCAGACUGGGCCUGGAUUGUGCCCCCCAUCUCGGGCAGCCUCACUCCUGUCUUCCAUCAGGAGAUGGUCAACUAUUUCCUGUCCCCAGCCUUCCGCUACCAGCCAGACCCCUGGAAGGGGAGUGCGGCCAAGGGCACCGGCAUCACCAGGAAGAAGACCUUUAAAGAAGUGGCCAAUGCCGUGAAGAUCUCUGCCUCGCUCAUGGGCACCGUGAUGGCGAAGCGAGUGAAGGCGACAAUCCUGUAUGGCUCCGAGACCGGCCGGGCCCAGAGCUACGCACAGCAGCUGGGGAGACUUUUCCGGAAGGCUUUUGAUCCCCGGGUCCUGUGUAUGGAUGAGUAUGACGUGGUGUCCCUUGAACACGAGACGCUGGUGCUGGUGGUAACCAGCACAUUCGGGAAUGGGGAUCCCCCGGAGAAUGGAGAGAGCUUUGCAGCUGCCCUGAUGGAGAUGUCCGGUCCCUACAACAGCUCCCCUCGGCCGGAACAGCACAAGAGUUAUAAGAUCCGCUUCAACAGCAUCUCCUGCUCAGACCCACUGGUGUCCUCUUGGCGGCGGAAGAGGAAGGAGUCCAGUAACACAGACAGUGCAGGGGCCCUGGGCACACUCAGGUUCUGUGUGUUCGGGCUGGGCUCCCGGGCCUACCCCCACUUCUGCGCCUUUGCUCGUGCGGUGGACACGCGGCUGGAGGAACUGGGCGGGGAGCGGCUGCUGCAGCUGGGCCAGGGCGACGAGCUGUGUGGCCAGGAGGAGGCCUUCCGCGGCUGGGCCCAGGCUGCCUUCCAGGCCGCCUGUGAGACCUUCUGUGUGGGAGAGGAUGCCAAGGCUGCUGCCCGAGACAUCUUCAGCCCCAAAAGGAGUUGGAAGCGCCAGAGGUACCGGCUGAGCGCCCAGGCCGAGGGCCUGCAGUUGCUGCCAGGUCUGAUCCACGUGCACAGGCGGAAGAUGUUCCAGGCUACAAUUCUCUCAGUGGAAAACCUGCAAAGCAGCAAGUCCACGAGGGCCACCAUCCUGGUGCGCCUGGACACUGGAGGCCAAGAGGGGCUGCAGUACCAGCCGGGGGACCACAUAGGUGUCUGCCCACCCAACCGGCCCGGCCUUGUGGAGGCGCUGCUGAGCCGCGUGGAGGACCCGCCUGCGCCCACUGAGCCCGUGGCAGUAGAGCAACUGGAGAAGGGCAGCCCUGGUGGCCCUCCCCCCGGCUGGGUGCGGGACCCCCGGCUGCCCCCAUGCACGCUGCGCCAGGCUCUCACCUUCUUCCUGGACAUCACCUCCCCGCCCAGCCCUCAGCUCUUGCGGCUGCUCAGCACCUUGGCAGAAGAGCCCAGGGAACAGCAGGAGCUGGAGGCCCUCAGUCAGGAUCCCCGACGCUACGAGGAGUGGAAGUGGUUCCGCUGCCCAACGCUGCUGGAGGUGCUGGAGCAGUUCCCUUCGGUGGCACUGCCUGCCCCACUGCUUCUCACCCAGCUGCCUCUGCUCCAACCCCGGUACUACUCAGUCAGCUCAGCACCCAGCACCCACCCAGGAGAGAUCCACCUCACUGUAGCUGUGCUGGCAUACAGGACCCAGGAUGGGCUGGGCCCCCUGCACUAUGGAGUCUGCUCCACGUGGCUAAGCCAACUCAAGCCCGGAGACCCUGUGCCCUGCUUCAUCCGGGGGGCUCCCUCCUUCCGGCUGCCACCUGAUCCCAGCUUGCCCUGCAUCCUGGUGGGCCCAGGCACUGGCAUUGCCCCCUUCCGGGGAUUCUGGCAGGAGCGGCUGCAUGACAUUGAGAGCAAAGGGUUGCAGCCCACUCCCAUGACUUUGGUGUUUGGCUGCCGAUGCUCCCAACUCGACCAUCUCUACCGCGACGAGGUGCAGAACGCCCAGCAGCGCGGGGUGUUUGGCCGAGUCCUCACCGCCUUCUCCCGGGAACCUGACAACCCCAAGACCUACGUGCAGGACAUCCUGAGGACGGAGCUGGCUGCGGAGGUGCACCGCGUGCUGUGCCUCGAGCGGGGCCACAUGUUUGUCUGCGGAGAUGUCACCAUGGCAACCAACGUCCUGCAGACCGUGCAGCGCAUCCUGGCAACGGAGGGCGACAUGGAGCUGGACGAGGCCGGCGACGUCAUCGGCGUGCUGCGGGAUCAGCAACGCUACCACGAAGACAUUUUCGGGCUCACGCUGCGCACCCAGGAGGUGACAAGCCGCAUACGCACCCAGAGCUUUUCCUUGCAGGAGCGGCAGCUACGGGGCGCAGUGCCCUGGGCGUUCGACCUGCCCAGCUCGGACACCAACACCAACGGCCCCUGAGAGCCCCCUGGCUUUCCCUUCCAGUUCCGGGAGAGCGGCUGCCCCACUCAGGUCCGCCCGACCAGGACCAGCCCCGCUCUCCCCUCUUGAGAUGGUGCCUUCCCACAUCUGUCCAGAGGCUGCAAGGAUUCAGCAUUAUUCCACCAGGAAGGAGUAAAAUGCCUCUUUCCCUCUGUAUGCCUGUUGCCUCUGGCCUGGGUCCGCCUAAAUCUGGAAGGCCCCUCCCAGCAGCGGUACCCCAGGGCCUACUGCUACCCGCUUCCUGUUUCUUAGGCGAAUGUUAGAUUCCCCUUACCUCUCUCAGGAGUAUCUUACCUGUAAAUUCUAAUCUCUAAAUCAAGUAUUUAUUAUUGAAGAUUUACUGUAAGAGACUGUGCCAGAUGUUACGAGAACUACUAAAGUGCCUAACCCAGCCCA
Molecule: messenger RNA, 4082 nt
Organism: Cercocebus atys (sooty mangabey)
Lineage: Eukaryota; Metazoa; Chordata; Mammalia; Primates; Cercopithecidae
Gene: NOS3
Product: nitric oxide synthase 3 (endothelial cell)
Exons: 26
Coding region: 48-3665 (1205 amino acids)
Biological process (GO): nitric oxide biosynthetic process
Molecular function (GO): calmodulin binding; heme binding; nitric-oxide synthase activity
Source: RefSeq, a predicted model, not a curated record